UCUGUGCUAUCUAAUCUGUCUGAAUGUCAAACUUGUUUUGCCUGAAAACACCGAGUGAACAAAAUAUUUGUUUAAAAGUGUUUAUUUUCAGCAAUUAAACAGGCAGUUCACUAUGUUGCGACAGACGUGCAGCUGGGUUACUUCGCCGCUGGCAGUCGGACUCCUGCUGAAGGCGUGUGGUAAUGCUGAUCCAGCUUACGAUAAGUUUAUUCAGUUAAGUAAACAACUUACCAAGAAAGAUGGAAAUACAAUCAACAGUAAAAUAUUCGUAUCUUCAUCAUCAGAAGAAACCACCAAACAUGGCGAAUUUGAUAGUCAAAGAAUCGAUUUUCGGGACAGUGCAGAAAGGAAUGCUAUUAACGACUGGAUAAAUGAACACGCUCUUGAAGAAAUGAUGGACUCCAAAAAUACAAUUUUUCCUAAGGACACGUUAAUAGUUCUGAUGAAUAUUCAUAGAUUUAAGGAUACGUGGGUAGGUCACAUCGGUGGAUCACCAUCUAUGAAAGUGUACAACUCAUUCAAUUACACUCAGGACGUCAAAUAUGAAACGAGGCUGCUAGAACUCCCAACGUCAGGGAACUUCAAACUAGUUCUGCUUGUUCCAAACGAGAUGGAUGUAUUACACGAACUGUUCUCAACGCUAUGCAAUGAAAGUCUCGAGGCCGCUACCAACUGCCUCCAACCUAUGUUCGCUACGACGACGAAGUUAGAAGCACCCAGCAUCAAUAUCUGCUCGAAGAUUACAAGAGAACAGGAAUUUAUUAUCAACGGCGUUACUGCUACUGGCCAAUACUUCGGCAAUUUAAAAAUCAAUGAAAAUGAAGUUAACAUCAAUGUUUUAACAUGUUUAUAUUCGACAUCGGAACCUUCAACGUCGAAUGAAACUGGUGGGAAAGUUUUAAUAUCACAAGAACAACCAAGCUUUUAUUUCGCCUUGUGUUUUAAAGAUACACCGAUAUUCAUUGGACAAUAUUACCCAUCAUAAGCUAGUAAAACUUAAAGGUUUCGGUUAAGUUAAAAAAAAUAAAGCCAUUUGUCAUAAUUUA
This is a messenger RNA of Ostrinia nubilalis (European corn borer), 1046 nucleotides long. Its product is annotated as serpin B3-like. The record is from RefSeq and is a predicted model, not a curated record. The transcript has 8 exons. The coding region runs from base 113 to 985 and encodes 290 amino acids. Lineage: Eukaryota; Metazoa; Arthropoda; Insecta; Lepidoptera; Crambidae.